CCCUUGCAGGAAAACCGGAAGACCUUGUUGUUGUGAUGGUAAAACUACACUAGCCACUGUUCAGACGUAUUCCCAAACGAAUGUUAAAAUAAACCAUUUACAGAACGAAACCGGAGUCAAUGUACUAGAAAACAGUGUUAAAGAAUAGUUAUUUAGUGUCACGAAUGGUGUGCAUAGCUUACUAAAGAGGCUUCUCGUUAGCUAUGUUAGCCAUCAGCUAACUGGCUAAGCUAUUUAUCACCAACAACAUAAAUGGUAAAAAUUUGGACCUAAAACAGCUGGAGAAGGUUCAUCAGAGGUCUUUUCACCAUGGAUGUCAGCAUUGCCGUGUCGUUGAUUCGAGGCCAGAUGGGUGCCGUGGUUGAGCGAGCAGUAAACGUAGCGGUGGAGACGGUGCUGGCGGAGAUGCUCAAAGUGGUUGGAGUCAAAUUUGAGGAGCUGAAAGCCCAAGUUGCGUUGAUGAAGAGGGACGCCAUGACGUUGCAGAGGGAAAAAGCCCAAUUAGAGAAGGAGACUGACAACAUUCGAGCCAAACUGCGCUACACCGAGCUGAAGCUGAAGUACUAUAGGCAAGGAGUGGAGGAGGAGCUGCAGCAGAGAGCCUCUGCCUCCACUCUGGUCCGCAUCCACCCGUCCUCCUUUCUUCAAGCACAGAGAGGUGGUGCAUGUGUUUUCUCCACUGACACCUCUCCAUCAUGCUUGACUCAGACCAGGACUUCUGAGGGACCACUGAUGAAAGGAAAUCAAGAAUGCACCUCUCCACAGAGCACGAGCAGGCAAGCAGUACAAGUGUUCUCUCAUUCAGAUGUGGAAGUUGUGAGCAAUGAUACGUCUACCUCACUCUCUGUGAACACACAAACAGACUCUUUCAACAGCAGUACAGUUUUUAUCUGUCCCACAGAGCGAGACACAGAACAGAGAAAGGAUCAGGAGGACGACUGUGAGUGGACCCUCACUCAGCAGCCACAUACAGAAGGUGUGGACGCUGCCGAGGUCCCCCCCACUGUCCAGGCCCUGACUCUGGACCCGCGCCAGCAGUCAGCCGCUGAUUCGUUGCCCCCUUAUGGUUCCACGCAGGCCGAUAGCUCCACUCUGACGUCCUCUGCUCCACAGGUGAAGCAGGAGGCCCAGGAGGAGGAGGAGCAGCAGGAGGAGGUGAUCUGUAUCAAGGAGGAGCCAGAGGAAGAGCAGGAGGUGAUGUCCACCCUUCUCCUGGACUGCCAGGUGCAGCAGGGUUAUCGUCCAGAUUCAGAGGCUCAAAAGUCAGUGACGGAGUGGUCUGGCCUUCCAACGAGCCAGAGAAAUCACACUGCAGCCUUCAGCUCAGCCCGACCAACCACCUAUGGGAUGCCUCAGUCGGGGGCCUCCCUGCAAUCAAUGGUGGCUUUGCCAUCUGGCAUCCCGCCACGCCAGGCGGUGCGGCCUUGGACUAAAGACCUCAGCCUUUAUGAAGAAUACAAACUGCGCAGGAAUGAGCUGCGUAGGCGAAGCAUCAACAAACGCAGAGAGCUGGAGAAGACGCUACCUCAGCCGCUGCUGGCAGAUCUGGUGCGAGAGCGUCGAGAGAAGACCAGGCUGCGGGUUGCCAGAUGGAGGGCAAAAAGGAAACUACAGGCCUGUAUUAACCAGACUCAGGCUCUAGGUGGCGCAGCAGGUCUUUGUCAAGCUGGCUUUCCCCACAGCAGCCAGCACCAGCAACUCAGAGUUACUUGUGCUGCCACCUCCAGCAGUCAGCAGGGACAGAGCUCAGCGCUGCCUCCGUCAGUCCUUAACAACAUGUCUGCAGCAAACGGCAUCUCUGCCUCUCUCCCCUUCAUGCCCUCCACCUCUUCCUCCUCCUCACCUUUGCUUCCCAGAGGCCCAAACAUGGCUGCACAUCAACACACUGUGACAUCAUCCUCUUCCUACCCCCAGGUCAGCCUAUUGCAGCAGAGUAUCUCUCUGACAGACACAGAUGUCUUGCAGUAAGAUGUUUGAAAGUCAAGAGAGAUUUUUUAAGAAUGUGUUUUUUAAUAUAUGUCAUUGUUGGUGUUCAGGAAAGGUCAAUCAAACAGAGGCAUUGAACUCCCAUUCACAACACAAUUACAGUAGAUCAUGUGCGCAAAAACAUGAAAUCCCUCCUUUAUUGAGCAUAGAUGACAGUCUUUUAAAGUCACGAUGGAUAUUUAUCAGGUUUAACCUACAAUCACCUUAUCCCUUCACAUAUGUACAAACCCAAAAAUGAGAGCACCUGAUAUGGAUCUCCUUGUCUUAAUUCUCCUUUUACAUCAUUUACACUUAACAUCCAAUAUAGUAGUUCAACAAAACAGCUACUGUAAACUCAUUCAAUCAAAU
Messenger RNA from Etheostoma cragini (Arkansas darter), 2334 nucleotides. RefSeq lists its product as uncharacterized. The transcript is spliced from 10 exons. NCBI's taxonomy places the organism in Eukaryota, Metazoa, Chordata, Actinopteri, Perciformes, Percidae. The coding region runs from base 310 to 1968 and encodes 552 amino acids. The record is from RefSeq and is a predicted model, not a curated record.